AUGCAACUUUUCAACCAUCAUUAUUUGUUGUUGUUUGAAGCGCAGGUUAAAUGUACGAAUUUGCAAUCUGCUGCAGUCACUCUUAGAAUUUUGCGUGAUAUUCGACAACGUGUGGCAUCUUGGAAUGUAUUAAAUUCUUGGGCUAUCGAACUCUUGGUAGAAAAAGUGCUUGCGUCGUGUGGGAAACCACUUUCUCCUGGUGAUGCUUUGCGACGAGUUUUUGAAGCGAUUUCGUCAGGAAUUCUUUUUGCAAAUGGGCCUGGUAUUAUGGAUCCCUGUGAGAAGGAUAAACGUGAUGUGUUAUCGGAUCUUACUGGUCAGCAGCGUGAAGAUAUUACGUCAAGUGCGCAACAUGCUCUACGUCUUAUCGCAUUCAAUCAGAUUUAUAAGAUCUUGGGUAUUGAACGCCUACCUGAUGCUCGUACAUCUUCGGGCUUUCUGAAUGAUCGAAAGCGUCCACGUGAUCCAAGCGAUCAAGAUGACGGUGAGGUUAUCGGUUAG
Dracunculus medinensis (Guinea worm) is the source of this 501-nucleotide messenger RNA. The record is from the annotation of a GenBank genome assembly. NCBI's taxonomy places the organism in Eukaryota, Metazoa, Nematoda, Chromadorea, Rhabditida, Dracunculidae.